AUGAAUCUGCGAUCUCUGACCACGAUCAAAGAGGUUCAGAAGUUGACAGGGAAAAUCACCUCCCUCGGCAGGUUUAUUUUGCGAUCAGCAGACAAAAGUCUCCCCUUUUUCAGGGUUUUGAGGAAGCCCAAAAACUUCGAAUGGAAUGAGGAGUGUGAGAAGGCUUUGCAAGAGCUGAAGGAGUACCUGACAACCCCUCCCCUAUUGGCAAACCCGAAAGAGGGUGAAGAACUGUUCCUUUACCUGGGCGUAUCGGAGCAUGCGGUCAGUUCGGUGCUGGUAAGAGAAGAGGGAGGCCAACAGAAUCCCAUCUAUUACGUGAGUAAAAUGCUCCAAGGAGCCGAGUUAAGAUACACGGAGAUGGAGAAGUUAGCGCUCGCGCUGGUGGUCACCGCUCGAAAGCUACGACCAUACUUCCAAUCGCACAGGGUGAUCGUGCUAACGAAUUACCCCCUGAAGCACGUAAUGUCGCGACCUGAAGCGUCAGGUCGACUGAUCAAGUGGACGGUAGAGUUGGGGCAAUAUGACAUAGAGUAUCGACCUAGGACGGCCCAAAAAGCGCAAAUACUAGCAGACUUUGUGAUAGAACUAGCAAAUCAUCCCAAUUUACCCAUAGUCGUCGAGGAGCGAACCCCCAAAUGGAUGCUGCACGUAGAUGGAGCCUCGAACGCCAACAAUGGAGGGGCAGGAGUAUGGAUACAGGGACCGAAGGGAGUCGAGAUCGAGGUAGCUGUUCGUCUGGCCUUCCCCGUCACCAACAAUGAAGCUGAGUACGAAGCGCUCAUACUGGGACUAGAGCUUGCCUUCCAGGCGGGUGCCAAAGAUUUGGAGGUGUUCACGGACUCUCAACUAAUCGCGCUACAGAUCGAAGGAACAUAUGAGACGAGGGAGAAAACCAUGGCAUCUUACAAAGAGAUCGCUCAGCAGUGGAUGAGAAAAUUUGACAGAUGUUCGGUUUUGCAGGUUCCUAGAGCAGAAAACGACAAGGCGGAUGACUUAUCCAAAUUUGGGGCCGCCAUGGAUGGAAUUGGAGAUCGCAAGAUUACUGCUCUAGUUCGAGCGCAACCGAGCAUCGCAGGCGGGGCAGAGGUUCAGACGGUCGCAGAACCCGAAUCAUGGAAGGACAAGAUUGCCAAAUAUCUUGAAGACGGCACCCUGCCCGUUGAUCCCAUCGCCGCUAAGAGAGUCAAAUUCUGA
This is a messenger RNA of Sesamum indicum (sesame), 1197 nucleotides long. RefSeq lists its product as uncharacterized. Gene Ontology annotation, molecular function: nucleic acid binding; RNA-DNA hybrid ribonuclease activity. NCBI's taxonomy places the organism in Eukaryota, Viridiplantae, Streptophyta, Magnoliopsida, Lamiales, Pedaliaceae. The record is from RefSeq and is a predicted model, not a curated record.